CUACCUCUUGCAUCGUUUGGGUAAUCAAGCUUUCUGAAAAACCCUAAAAAUUCGUCACAGUUCGGUGAUGCCCAAGCUCAAGGACAGUGCCUAAGGUUGAAUUCUUCAAAAAAUGCUGGUAGGAAUCUUUCACCACCUGCGCAUGAUUCCCGGAUCCGUUCCUCAUCAAGUUUUCGAUCACCAUGUCGAGAUAUUUGAUGCUGGGGAAUCUAAAGAAGGCAGCUCGUUCACAUAUGACAAGCCACAGACUGAGCCAUUUAGAAGCAAAGAAGAGCGGGACAACUGUUGCAGUAGGGCCUCUCUUUCAUAAUAAAUUGUUCUCACAUUAUAGUUUUUUAUCCAGAGGACAUACAUCCUUCCCAUCGUACUGCACAAUGAGAAGAUUUUGCUCGACUGGUAACUGCAGAAGUUUUGGUUCCUUCACGGCCAGUAAUGUUGUUAAACAUCAUGCUCACUUUGUUCGGAAAAGACUCCCCUAUAAAUUUUCUUAUGAUGGCCGUACUCUUCCCCCCAUAAAUAAAGUUGCUCAAGCAGUUAUCUUGGCCAUUUCUCGUUCUUACUUGAUAGUUCCUGGUAUGUUUGCUUUUACAUGUGGAGAGCUAGCAUUUGCUCAAAGAACAUUCUCAAACACAGACCACUAUCCAUCUCACAGUUCUUUCUACAUCCGUGCACAAGAUGGACCUGCCUAUGUGAUUUCGCUACUACUAUCUACAUUAGAAGUUCUGAUAUUGUUACUUAGAGCCCUUUAUUUGGCAAUCUUGUUCUCACCUACCAUAGUGAUGGCUCCAUUUGCGGAUGCCUUUGGAUAUAGCUUCAGGAGACUCUGGCUUCAACUUGUUCACCGUUCACUGGAAAAAGGUGGUCCAGCAUUCAUUAAAUGGGGUCAGUGGGCAGCAACAAGGCCAGAUCUCUUUCCUAGAGACUUAUGCAUCAAGUUAUCGGAACUUCACACUAAAGCUCCUGAGCAUAGCUUUUCCUACACGAGGAAAACUGUUGAACGGGCAUUUGGUAGAAAGCUUUAUGAGAUAUUUGAGAGAUUUGAAGAGAAACCUAUUGCAUCUGGAAGUAUCGCUCAAGUACAUCGAGCUUAUUUGAAAUUUCGUUACCCCGGUCAACCAAUGAAGCCUAUGUUAGUUGCUGUAAAAGUUAGACAUCCAGGUGUUGGUGAAUCCAUUAGGAGAGAUUUCAUUAUAAUUGACUUGGUAGCAAGAAUCUCAAAAUUUAUUCCUACACUCAAGUGGUUGAGAUUGGAUGAAAGUGUGCAACAAUUUGCUGUUUUUAUGAUGUCUCAAGUUGACCUUGCAAGGGAAGCUGCUCACUUGAGCCGCUUUAUUUAUAAUUUUAGACGGUGGAAGGAUGUUUCAUUUCCAAAACCCGUGUAUCCACUUGUCCAUCCUGCUGUUUUAGUGGAGACUUAUGAACAAGGUGAAUGUGUUUCACACUAUGUUGACGAGCUCGAGGGAAAUGAAAGAAUCAAGUCUGCAUUGGCACACAUUGGGACUCAUGCACUUCUAAAAAUGCUUCUGGUGGACAACUUUAUACAUGCAGACAUGCAUCCUGGAAAUAUCCUUGUCAGGGUCCAUGAAAAGUCCUCUAGGAAGCGACUCUUCAAGUCAAAGCCUCAUGUUGUUUUCCUUGACGUAGGCAUGACUGCUGAACUUUCUGGAAAUGAUAGAGUAAAUUUACUUGAAUUUUUUAAGGCUGUUGCCCGAAGGGAUGGCCGCACUGUUGCUGAGUGCACCUUGAAACUAUCAAAGCAGCAAAAUUGCCCUGAUCCGAAGGCAUUUAUUAAGGAAGUGACAGAGGCAUUUGCUUUCUGGGCUACUCCAGAAGCCGAUCUAGUUCAUCCUGCUGAAGCCAUGCAGCAAUUACUGGAGAAAGUGAGGCAUUACAGAGUCAACAUUGAUGGAAAUGUCUGCACCGUGAUGGUCACGACGUUGGUUCUUGAGGGUUGGCAGAGGAAGCUGGAUCCUGAAUAUAAUGUGAUGCACACACUGCAAACUCUUUUACUAAGAGCUGAUUGGGCGAAGUCUCUUUCCUACACAAUUGAAGGAUUGAUGGCCCCGUAGGAUGGUUUCUGGCUGUGUCUGCUCCAACAAAACAAUUUUGACAAUGUAAAGGCGAAAUUAUAUGCACACCAACACCAUUCAAGUUUUGUCUUGAAUUCACAUCAUUUUCCCACUAAGCUUUAGCCCUUUUCCUUUUUUUUUUUUAUAAUUUUUGUUAGCUCAAAAUUGAGGGAAAAAGCGGUAGAUGUGAGUGACAGUAAAGCAAAUAAUGUGGUAAUACAAACCCCAAUUCUUUUGAUUAUAAUGUGCUUCCCAAUGUAAAGUUAGAAUCUUUUUGCUCCUGCUAAACAGAAGUAACAGGGAAAGCAUCACUUUCAUAACUGUACCUCAUCGUUUACAUCUGUUUCUGCACGUGGCUUUUCAAUACUUCUCUUGCUUGUUCGUACCAUGUACUUCAAUUGACUUGAGUAGAAUUGUCAUUAAUUUUGUUCA
Molecule: messenger RNA, 2501 nt
Organism: Momordica charantia (bitter melon)
Lineage: Eukaryota; Viridiplantae; Streptophyta; Magnoliopsida; Cucurbitales; Cucurbitaceae
Source: RefSeq, a predicted model, not a curated record